Oryzias melastigma (Indian medaka) is the source of this 2227-nucleotide messenger RNA. RefSeq names its product polymerase (DNA-directed), delta interacting protein 3 (gene poldip3). The record is from RefSeq and is a predicted model, not a curated record. Gene Ontology annotation, biological process: mRNA export from nucleus. The transcript has 10 exons. Gene Ontology annotation, molecular function: mRNA binding. Bases 81 to 1523 code for a protein of 480 amino acids. Gene Ontology annotation, cellular component: nucleus. Lineage: Eukaryota; Metazoa; Chordata; Actinopteri; Beloniformes; Adrianichthyidae.
ACUCCUUUCCCGUAGUACUUCUGGGAGGGAAAAAAACAUCUUGAAGCUGCGCGUGCGCAUAAGAAAGCAAGGAGAAGAAGAUGGCAGACGUUUCUUUGGAUGAAGUCAUACGUCGGCGCGGUAUUAACCUCAAAGUUCCUGUGAAACGGCCUGCGUUUGGAUGGGGUCCAGGGGGAGAUGGCAAAAAUUUUGACGCCAGACAAAAAAUUGGAACGAGUGACGUAAGACAGCGGCUUGGAGUGGGAACAACGAAGGGUUUUCAAGUAAAAGAUGCCAGAGAAAAACUUGUUCAAAAAGACGCCCGGUUUAAAAUUCGUGGUAGGGGAGGAGCGUCGGCUGUGCAGGACGCCCGGCAGAUGAUCACCUCACGCAAGCAGGGCCAGACGCUGCCCAGUGUCCCUCCACAAACGACACUAAAAGCAGUGAUCACGCAGCAGCUGCAGAGCAAAACUCUGGUUCCUCCCAUACAGAUACAAACCAUCAGUAAUUUUUCUGGCAUCAAUGCGCGGCAGUUCAGCUCUGCUGUACAAGGACUGAGUGCACGAGGCGUCGUUACACCGCAGCUGAGCAAUAAUGGGAGAGUAAUGGACGCCCGGGACAGGCUGAGCCUCAAGAGGAGCCUUGGUGGAACACCGACACAAGCAGCCAUUGCUCCACCUCUAAAAAUUACCAAGACCAUACAGCAACGACCUCUAGGGAUGUCAAGUGGAAUACGUGCAGCCUCACAGCCUGACCUGAAUGAGAUGGAUGGGACUCCCAGCAAACAAAUAAAGAUCACAACUGCCAACAACAUGCUGCAAUCACGGUCUGGUACUGUGGGGUCCACAUUCUCCAUGUCGGCCCCGAUCACCAAGGUGGUUAAAAACGAUGCGUACACGGCUCCGCGGCCUCCUGUCCCCGUGGCUCCCACUCGGCCGAACGCCAGCGCGGCCACAGCACGCGCCUCCGCCGCAGCGCUGCAGCCAGUCUCCAGGACUCUUCAGCAAAGCGCAGCAGAGACCAGCACCACAGCGCCAACCCCUCCACAGCCCGCCUUCAGCCCCCUGGAAGGCACCAAAAUAACCGUGAACAACCUGCACCCUCGGGUCACAGAGGAAGACAUAGUGGAGCUGUUCUGUGUGUGCGGUGCCUUGAAACGAGCGCGGCUAGUCAAGGUGGGCGUCGCUGAGGUGGUGUUUGUGCGUAAAGAAGAUGCCGUGAGUGCUUACAGGAAGUACAACAAUCGCUGCUUGGAUGGUCAACCUAUGAAGUGUAACCUUCAUAUUCAGGGAAAUGUGAUCACUUCUGAUCAACCUAUUCUGCUGAGACUGAGCGACACUCCCGGGACGGGCAGCAGCACAAAGAAAGACGGCUUGCCCCCCUCUCUGUCCCGCACCGGCCAGAGAUCCUCGUCUCAGCCCACUCCAGAAGUGGACCCCCAGACCAUUCUCAAAGCUUUGUUCAAGUCCAACGCGCAGUCCACCACCACCACCACCUCUGAAGCCCCCAGUUCACAGACCACCGCCUUCCGCAUUAAGAUAUAGCUCACCUGUAAAACUGUAUUUGUUUGCUUUUCUCAAUGUGGACUUUUGAAACAAUAUUUUAUUUCCUUCAGGAGUCCACAUUCUUUCAUGAUAGUGAACAAAUAUUAGCUGAGGCUGUGGAGAAUGUGAAAUUCUUUGUUUUUGUGGGGACAAAUGUCACCUAUUUCCGAUGUGGUUGUGAUGUUUUAUUCAGUUUGGUAAACAGGAGGAAGGAAAAUGUCCAUUUUUGUUCUUUUUUAACAUUACUUUCAGACAAAAACAAGUGUAAAGUCAAAGUUAAGGCAUGUUAAUCUGAUAUCUGAGUGGAAUCGUCAUCAUUGAUUAACGUAACGUUUACAUUUAAACUGCCACACAGGUGUUUUUAAUGGCAUUAUCAGGAUCUGUCAGUUAAGUUUCCCGUGAAAUCGUCCCCUCGUCGUGAGUUUAGUUGAAGCCUGAAUUAGAUUUUGUUCCAGAAAAAAAGAUAUUUCAUGUUAUAGAAAGUCCGCAGACAGUACUGUGAGGUUUCCUGGGUCUUUCAGCUCUUGUGGCACGCAGUGCUGUUUGUUACUGUUCUUUCUCUGAACGCAUCAUUUGGUGUUUGUAUGUUCCCCUGGUUUUGGACUGUACACUUCUUUCAGUUGCUUUCUUUUGCCUCUCAGCAAGAGUAGAAAGCUGUCACAUCUCUAACAUGGCGCCAAUAAAUAGAAAGCUUUGUAUGUGUU